AUGCAGAACUCCGAGAAAUACUCUUGGCCAUUUAGCAAGAUCGAACUUUCGUAUGGAGUACAAGUUCCUGGUCCAGACGAUCGACCCACACUAAAGAGAUCCAAUGGUAUACUAUUUGAUAAGAAAGCAAUAUCUUGGUAUAUGCCGCGCAAUAACAUGGAAUGGGAUCUAGUUGAGGAAACAGGGAACCCCACGAAAUCACCGCAAUUGAACACUCUCAUCAAACAAGUGACAAAGUUUGAGCUCAGAGGCGAAGGUGCAUUGGAGAAGAUCGUAUCGAUAGGACACAGCGCUCAAGAUGCUAUUGAUAAAAUUGAAACCGCUUAUGGCAUGCAACUAUCUGUAUCUGCUAUAUGUCGAGCGCUAAAGAACAACAAAGAACUUACACAAGUGCAACCAAACCCACAACAACAGCAGCAAAUGGGCUAA
Sphaeroforma arctica JP610 is the source of this 429-nucleotide messenger RNA. RefSeq lists its product as hypothetical. Lineage: Eukaryota; Ichthyosporea; Ichthyophonida. The coding region runs from base 1 to 429 and encodes 142 amino acids. The record is from RefSeq and is a predicted model, not a curated record. The transcript has a single exon.